ACAGCAGGGAAAAAGAAAGGAAGACACUAUGGCAAUGGCUUCAAAUCAGAAUGUGGAGUUUGUGCGAACAGGCUACGGCAAGAACAUAGUGAAGGUGCUUUUCAUCAGGAGACAGGGGACCCACCAUGACAUCAUUGAGCUGAAGGCUGACGUGGAGCUCACACUCAAUUCACGCAAGGAUUAUCUAACCGGAGACAACUCAGACAUCAUCCCCACCGACACCAUCAAGAACACCGUUCACGCCCUGGCCAAGCUCAAGGGGGUGAAGACCAUUGAGCAGUUUUCCCUGGAUAUCUGUCAUCAUUUCCUGACCUCUUUCAAGCAUGUGCUGCGGGCCAAGGUUUACAUGGAGGAGGCUCCAUGGAGAAAGUUGGAGAAGAACGGGGUAGAACAUGCUCAUGCAUUUAUCUACAGCCCAGAAGCCUAUCGCUUCUGUGAUGCUGAACAGAAUCUUGGCGGAAUCCCAGUACUUCACAGCGGGGUGAAGAACAUGAAGGUGUUGAAAACUACUCAGUCUGGUUUUUCGGGUUUCCACCGAGAUCGCUUCACUACGCUGCAAGACACCUCAGACAGGUGUUUCUGCACCUCUGUCUAUUCUAGGUGGCGCUACAACAAGGUUCAGGAUGUCAACUUUGAUGCUGCAUGGAAAUGUGUUAAGGAGACAAUUAUUGAGAAGUUUGCUGGCCCCUACGAUCGUGGAGAGUACUCACCCUCUGUGCAGAAGACCCUUUAUGAGACACAAGUUCUGGUCCUGGAUAGAAUUCCUGAGGUGGAUGAAAUUGAGAUUGUCAUGCCCAACCAGCAUUACUUCACCAUAGACAUGACAAAAAUGGGCAUCCAUAACAGAGAUGAGGUUCUUCUUCCCCUUGAUAACCCCUCAGGAAACAUCACAGGGACGGUGCGCAGGAAACAGCGAGCCAGGCUGUGA
Molecule: messenger RNA, 928 nt
Organism: Thunnus maccoyii (southern bluefin tuna)
Lineage: Eukaryota; Metazoa; Chordata; Actinopteri; Scombriformes; Scombridae
Gene: uox
Product: urate oxidase
Exons: 8
Coding region: 29-928 (299 amino acids)
Biological process (GO): purine nucleobase catabolic process; urate catabolic process
Cellular component (GO): peroxisome
Molecular function (GO): urate oxidase activity
Source: RefSeq, a predicted model, not a curated record